CCGACUUCGAUUGGUUACCUCGGUGGGUUUCUUUUAAAUCGCGUUUGUUACCAAAAUUGGCCCUAUGUGACGUGAAGACGGUAGCCAAGUGAUUUUUCCGUUAACAUCCGCGAGCAUUUUUCCGGAUUCGGAAAAAGGACCCUGAGUUUUCACCGAUAACGCAGGAAUGUUGUGUGUUUAGAGUGACGUUCGCCGCGGGCUGAUUAUGGCCAAUGUGAUUUGAAAAAACAUCCCGCAACUAACCAAAGGAAACAUGGAGUGGAACGCGGGUGAUUUGAUCUGGUUCGACCCGGGCCUCGGUCACUGGCUUCCCGGGGAGGUUUUGGAAUACCACAGGAGCGCCAACGUGAUCACGGUGCAGGCGGUGAUCGACGGACAGGCCCAGACCUUCGCGCUCGGCGAGGGUGAAGGUCAGGUCAGACGGAGGCAGGACCUGGGACGGGGAGGUGUCGAAGACAUGAUUCAGCUGACCGACCUCCACGAAGCCGCUUUGCUGUGGAACCUUAAACUCAGAUACGACAGAAACUUGAUCUACACAUACGCGGGAAGUAUUUUGGUAGCGGUGAACCCUUACCGGAUGUUUGACGGCUGCUACGGCAUCGAAUCCGCGCAGAAGUACAAAGGAAAAAUGAUAGGGGCACUGCCCCCGCACUUGUUCGCGUCGGCGGCGGCAGCUUACGCGGCCCUACCCGCUCCGCAGGUCGCGGUUAUCAGCGGCGAGAGCGGAUCCGGCAAGACGGAAUCCACCAAACUGGUGAUGCAGUACCUGGCGGCGGUGGCGCCGUCCGCCCCCAGGGGGCAGGCGCUCGUCACUGAACAAAUACUCGAAGCCACGCCUCUGCUCGAAGCCUUCGGCAACGCGAGAACCGUGAGGAACGACAACAGUUCUAGGUUCGGCAAAUAUCUGGAGGUUUAUUUCAAAAAUGGAGCCAUCAUAGGUGCCAAGAUGACCCAGUACCUUCUGGAAAAGUCACGGAUCGUCACUCAAGCCGCUGGCGAAAGAAACUACCACGUUUUUUACGAGCUGCUGGGCGGCUUAAGCAACUCCGACAAACAAAAGUACGGUCUAGUGGACGCGGACAAAUAUUUCUAUUUGAACCAAGGCGGGGGAGACUGCUCCCCCGGACACUCGGGCUCCGGUGCCGAUUGGAAAGCCCUGACCAGAGCCAUGGAGGUUUUAGGGGUGGGCGAAAGCGAACAGGAAGGCAUCGUUAAGGUUCUCGCUUCCGUUUUGCACCUCGGCAACAUAUAUUUUCAUCGAAGGCAAUUGCGGCACGGUCAAGAAGGCGUCGAGGUGGGUUCCGAUGUAGAAAUCAAGUGGGCCGCGCAUCUCCUGCAGAUUUCCGCCUCCGGACUGCAGAGGACCCUGACGUCGCGGAUGACUGAGGCGAGAGCGGAAAAGGUUCACUCGCCGCUCAGUAUAGACCAAGCUUUAGACGCGCGCGACGCUUUCGCCAAAGCUCUGUACUCGGCUCUAUUUAACUGGCUCGUGACUCGAGUCAACUCUAUCGUUCAACGUGGCGGUCUUCACGACGCCGCGAGAAUAUGCCUGCUGGACAUUUUCGGGUUUGAAAACCUGAACGAGAACUCCUUCGAGCAGCUGUGCAUCAAUUUCGCGUCCGAAUCGUUGCAGCUGUACUUCAACAAGCACGUCUUCAAGUUGGAGCAGCAGGAGUACGCGAAGGAGAGGCUGGAAUGGACCAAUAUCACUUGGAGCGACAAUACGCCGGUUAUCCAGCUCCUGGGCAAGAAACCCGUGGGUAUUUUCCACCUCUUGGACGACGAGAGCAAUUUUCCUCGAGCUUCUGACUCUUCGUUCUUGGAAAAGUGUCACUACAAUCACGCAUUGAACGAGAACUACUGCAGACCGCGGGUGGGCGGCAGAGAAUUCGGGAUUAGACAUUUCGCUGGUCAGGUUUGGUACUCCGUGGACGGGUUCCUGGAUAAAAACCGGGAUAUCCUGCGGACGGAGGUGAUAGAGCUGCUCGCGUCGAGCAAGGAGCCCCUGGUCAGCGCUAUUGCCAAGCCUCUGCUGAAUCAGGCGCAGACCAAGACGAUUCCCAGGGGUGCCAAUGGUCGUUUCGUGACUAUGAAACCUCGCACUCCCACCGUGGCGGCUAGAUUCGGCGACAGCUUGCAACAAUUGCUGGAGAAUAUGGCCAAGUGCAACCCCUGGUUCGUCAGGUGCAUCAAACCGAACAACGAGAAGCUGCCGAUGAAAUUCGACAUGCCGGUAGUUCUCGAACAGCUCCGCUACGCCGGCAUGCUGGACACCAUCAAGAUAAGACAGGCGGGUUACCCGAUCCGUAUGAAGUUUCAACAGUUCGUCGAACGCUACAGGUACCUGUUGCCGCGCAUACCACGAGGGUCACCUUACCGGGAGCUCUGCCGCUCUAUUCUCGAGCAAAUGCCCCAUACUGGUACAGAGGGACCGGACUAUCAGCUGGGAGCCACCAGAGUGUUCCUAAGGGAGAAUCUAGAACGGCAGCUGGAGAUCAGGAGAGCAGACUCGCUCAAAGGCGCGGCGGUUAUCAUCCAGAAGAAUAUCAGGGGAUAUUUGGCGCGGAAAAAAUACCGAAAACUCAAACAGAGCGCGGUUACGAUCCAGAAACACUGGAAGGGCUACCGACAAAGGAAACGUUACGCCAAAAUCAAACGUGGUGUGGUCAAAGCUCAAGCGCUCUACCGCGGUAGAAGGGAGAGGAAGCUCUACGGCAAACGUAAGGCGGAAUUCAAGAGACGCGUCGAAGCGGAGAAGGUUGCUCAAGAGAGGGCUAAGCAACGAGCCGCUAGAGAGGCCCAGCUUCAAGCUCAAGCGCAGAAAGCGAACGCGACAGCCAAGGCAUCGGCGAGCAGCGCUACCAACAAAAGCACCGUCCACCAUUUGGAAAUACCAGCCGAGCUGGCUUUUAUAUUUUCCAAACUGGAGGGAUACUCUCCUCCGCAUACCGAGAGGAAUCUGGUGAAAGUUUUGGGCGGCGUCACUGGAAGUCCACCGACUCUAAACUUGCCGCACGACAUCAAUCAGUUCGAGUUCUCCAAGUUCUCGUCGGUCUACUUCAAAGACGCCGACCUACACUACAAAAAAGACCCCAUUACAGCCCCAUUUCUAUCCAAAGCCGCGGCUAGGGAUCAGGAUUUCCAAGACGCCGUCGCCUUGUUCAAAUUGAUCCUGCGCUGGUCCAACGAUCCUCAGUUAACGGGUCCCAGAGAACGAGCUCUCGCAGACUACAUGAUCUACAAGGGUCUAAAUUCCCGGGGCUUGAGAGAUGAACUCCUGGUGCAGCUGUGUAACCAGACCUGGAAAAACGACAACGCUAACCGCGUAUGGCAGCUAAUGGCUCAUUGCCUGAGCUGUUUCCAACCUAGUCCCCCGUUGAGCAAGUACCUUCUGAAAUUUAUAUCUGACCACGCUCCGGUCGAUUUCAAGGAGACUUUGCAAAGGAAGCUUACGAGGAGUCUACAGAAAGCACCCCACUCUCGAAACAUGCCCCCAAGUCUUCUGGAGUGGCGUAGCAUCAGGCAGAAGUGCAAUUCUGCUCUGGCGUUGACGAUGUCUGACGGUACAGUUUCGACCGUCAACGUAGACUCUUGGUCCACUUGUGAAGAAGCUGCAUUGGUCGCCAUGAACUCAUUGGGGGUCGCUCCGGAGGGUUGGAGCGUAAUCAUGGACGACGCCGGAGUGGUAUAUGAAGGCAACGGCCUAGACUACGUCUUCGACAUGGUUUCCGAAUUGGAACUGUGUCCCGCGUUCCCCAUUCAAAAAUCUACUCUCCUAAGAGCUGGAACCAGAAAGAACUUCCCUGCCGAAGUCGAUCACCACUCGACACCUGCUCCGAUUAGGCCUUUGGUCCCACCACCCGAGCCGCCCAUCAACAUGUCUAGAAAAACGUCCCGCGAAUCCUCCAGAGAUAUUUCGCGAGCUUCUCCUCAAUCUCAAAUGGUGGGCUCCCGCCAAAGUUCCCGGAAAUCGUCUCGAGAUCUGCUUAAUAACAGCUACCACACUCCCAGUGGUAAAGAAAUGCUUACUAUGGACGUUACCACUUCAGGUCGCAAGGUUUCUCACGAGGCUUUAUCGAGAACUUCCGCUCUAAACGAACGCUACUUUGAUAUGGAAAAAACGCGCUCGAGGAGCAUGGACAAUUUGCUCAACGAGCCCCAACCCAAUCCUCUGGUGGAGUUGGGGUUGUCUCAAUCGUCGAAACUUAACGAAAGGUAUCAUUCAGUGGAGCAGCUGGCUCCGAUUAAACCUGUAAUGAACAACCAAAACUAUAUGUCCAAACAAGAAAUCGACUUCGAGUAUCCAGAAAUUUCGAGCAUCAGCACUUCCCACAGAGGUGGACCGAGGUACAUAAAAUCUCAAUACGCCGGUAAGAAGGCUCCUCCGGGUUCACACUCGAGCAGGGCUUACAUCGAGAAGUCGGAGUUGACCGUGAGGAGUUCCGCCAUGUCCGAUACUAGCGAAGCACCUAGUCUGGCAUCUCACGUGAGGAGGGUGAGAGUACCUUCGCAGGCAUCCGAUGUCGACCAGUUCUUAGAUGAACUAUUCAGUCCAGUACUGGAUGGAAACCUGGACGAGCUUUCGGAUGCCAGGUCUUUGGCUGCGAGCAUCAAAGGAGGAAACUCCACCGAUUUCGACAACGACUACAUAGAUGGCCUUGAUGAAUUUCUAGACGACAUUAUGGGUCAUCCUUUAAAUCCGGGUCUGAAUCUAUCAGAUGCUGACGAUUUAGUAUUGAGAAUCAAAGGCGGCGGACACCGAGACCGCGCCAAUAGCCAAGGAAGUUCAAUGCUCGACCAGGAGGUGGAAAAUCUGACGAACCCGUCGCCUACCCAGCCUUCCGCCAACAGCAACGUCGACGAAUACAUCAGCGACCUCUUCCGACCCAUCUUCAUCAACGACAGCAUCAAAGAUCUGACCGAGAAGCAAAAUCUACUAGAGGCUAUCAAAGGUGGCGGCUCCACGCAAAAUGAAGCCGGCACCUCCAAUUACAACCUCGUCAGUCCCGCCCCAUUGAUGAUGCCUCUUUUGAGUCCGAAUCAAGAAGGUUUCGUUCCCGUUUUCAACGUCCCAGGUGUGGGAUUGAACGGCGUGCCUCAAAACAAUACCGAUUUGGCUAAUUACCAGCAGAAUCUCCAGAGAGCAUUUCUCCAAUCGGCCAUGGCUCAGAACAUUCAGAUUCAGCAACAGUUGCUCGCCCAGAACCAGGCUCUGCAACAGCUACUGACCCAGAAUGUCAACACCAAUGACGUAAACGUGAAGGUGACGGAAACGAUCCAGACCACCGUCAAGGCUCAGGUCCACAGGUCGCAAUCCCCGAGCAGAAAGUUCAGUUUCAAAUCAUCGGCUAGCAGCGCCAAUAGAAAAUCCAGCUCGCCCAGUGUUAGUUCUUCGGAAUUUAAGUCCAGAAAAGCCAGUUCCGACUCCAAUCAGAGCAUGAACAUUAGGAGUGGGAUUCCAGCGCCGCCGCCUCUGCCUCCUCCAAUAGAUGAGGUGGAUCCAAGUGAAUCUCGACCUUUCAUGGACCCAUACGGUCGCGCGAAAACCGUCAGGAUAGGCAAAUGGAGGUGGCCUCCGCCCAAGGACGGGUCGUCGAACGAAAACGGCGAGGAUUUCAUGCACUUUAAGAUGCGGCAGCAUCAAAGAAAAGUGACGCCCACCAGCAAAGAGGCGGUAAGCAUCAACGGCAGCGUCUCGAUGAAAAGCGAGACAGCGGCGGAAUGGGAAGAGAUCGAAUUCGAGCCAGUGGUGAAGGAAACUGAGAGACUGGCCCGCACCAACUCCAAGAAGGCUUUCGAAAUCGGGGCGGCUAGGCCGUCGCCGGGUAGUAUCGGCAAAAUCAAGCUCAGUUCCGAGAUGAGACAGCGAUUGGAACUGGUGACGUCCAAUCAUUCGGUGAGAUCGAGUAGCGGCAAGGAGAAACCGUCGCGAUCGGUCAACAAGCUAGAAGACACGAGGAAGAUGAUGUUGGAGCAACAACUGGCCGGCAGGUGGGACGACGGUAGCACGGACAACGUCAGCGGCAAGUCCAGUCCGGAAAUGUCGCCGCAGGUGUUGCGCAACACGAAUAAAUCACCGACGCAGCAGAGCUGGACCAGCAGCAAUUGGAAACCUGGCCCGCCUCCGCCGCCCAUAGGACCUAAUUCGUUACCGCCGGCGCCAGCAGGUCCGGCACCGUCGCCGCCAAGCACCAGACACACUCAGCCUCCACCGCCUGUGGAACCAGUCAAAGAAUCGUUCAAAACUCACAGGGAUUUCAUUAUCCAAACUCAGGACCGAGAACACCAGAAUAGGGAGUCUUCAUUCAUGGCUCAGCGUCAGGAUAGAGACACGUUCGGCGUGCAUCAGAACAGAACGAUGAACAGCUCGAAAAGGAACUCGUUUUCGGCAAAUUGGGAAGUGCAAAGCAGCCUGGCCGAAACCCAAGACGAUACCAGCUGGGCUAAAGACGACACUGAUAAACAUGACGGCCGGACUUCGAGGGACAGCUGGGAUCUGGGAGAUUCUAGCGCGAUCACAUCGGUGGGUCAUAGGAGCGUGAGCGAGAGAUGGGAAGAAAGAAAGUACGACAAGAACAGCAAAACCGCGUCCAAGGAGUCCGGCGAACGUCCUACGUUUAGGACGCAUCAAUUGAGUAAAAGUGCGAGGGAGAGGGAGAAGAAACACUCGGUCGCGUCCACCGCUAUGACCGACAAGACAGAUAGACACGAAGUUCAAGAGUGGCCAGAGUUCAUGCGGCCGAUCCAGACGCCGCCGUCCAAAUCACCAGUCAACGGCCGCCACACCCCCAACGAACCCGAUGAACCCCCGAGUCCCAAGUCACCCGGCAGACUCCUACCCUUAGGCUCUUCGGCUUACGUCACCUACAACCGUGUCGCGUGGCUUCUACGAGUCAGAAAAGAGUUCUUCAGCCCUUCGGAACCGCUAGGACCCCUCACCGCUCUUCACCUCAUCUUUUGUCAGAUCGUCGGAGACGUUUACGGGCUGACACCCUGUAUAAGACUGACGCCGAACGAGAAAAGGGCCGGCGUGAACAUGCUUUCCGGAUACGGCGUCACCGCCGAAAAUUACAACACUUCCCACAGGGCCAAUGUCAAAAGAAACGUCAUAGAACUCGCCCGAACAUGGCCGCUCUAUUUUGCCAGACUGUUUCCUGUGUCCGGAGCUGCCCAGCUUUCCGAGGUACAGUUAGUUGCGGUAUCCCAUUGGGGCGUUCAUCUGGUGAAACGUGACCAGAACCACCUCCAAGUGAUCAGAUCUUUCGCGUUGAACGAGAUCACGUCGUGUACGGCCCCCAGGCCUACGGCCGUGAGUUUGGACGGGCCCCAGGGUAGGAUCAGUCUUCACACGCCCAGGGCUCAGCAGUUGUCUGAGAUGGUUAGCAAAUUCUGCGCGGAAUUUAGAAAGGUCCAAGCGAAAGCUCAACAACGCUCGAGGUCACCUCCAGUUGAUCGUUUAGACGUCGUCCCUGGCAGCAUCCAGGUGAAGCCGCUGAGGGACAAUUCUCCAAGUCGCAAAAUAUCGUAUGCCGACAGUAGGGACGGCACCAGAUCCCCCAGCAGUCCCCUGCCGCCCACAGGCAAAUAUUCUCUUAUGCAGUUCGCUAUGCAGAACUUCAGGCAACUUGCCGACGCUGAACAUCAAAGGAUGGACCCGCAGCCGAAGUCGAAGCAAAAGGGCAAAGAGUGGACGUGGAAACAGCAAACUGACGUCAUCAAAUGGCAGGGCAACGCUAUAGAGGGUCCGCUGCUACGUUUGGACGACCCCGAACUCACGCCUCUGGCGAUCGAAUGCUUCGACUGCAUCCUGAGGUACUGCGGAGACCAACCCCUCACCCCGGACAUGUCGGAGGUCAAAUGCGUCUAUACCGUCCUCAUGCACUGCCACAAGUACGCUCAGCUACGCGACGAAGUCUACUGCCAGCUAAUGAAACAGACCACCAGCAACAAAUCCGAGUCGCCAGAGUCCAGCCAAAGAGCAUGGAGGUUGCUAUCCAUAGUAGCAGCAUACUUUGCCUGUUCCGAUAACCUCCUACCGUAUCUAAUGGAACAUCUUACCAGCGCGGCCAAUGACAGGAGGAGAAUCUGCCACGGUACUGCUGCCGUGUGUCUCAGCAACCUAAGGAAAACCCAACGGUGCGGCGGCAGGAAGAACGUACCUUCGGUAGAAGAAGUGACCGCCGUUAGCGCAGGCAGGAGUGCCAGAAGACAGAUCUACCGUCUACCGGGUGGGGCCGAGAGGGUGGUGAACACCCGAUGCAGUACCGUAGUAGCCGACGUUAUCCAGGAACUCUGCGGGCUCAUUGGAAUCAGCAGCGAGGCCGAGCAGCAAGAGUUCAGCCUGUAUUGCAUAGUUCAAGGCGACGCUUUUACCAUGCCUUUGGCAUCUGACGAAUACAUCUUGGACGUCACCACGGAGCUUCACAAGGCUGGUCAACCGUUCUAUUUAAUAUUCUGCCGCUCCGUGUGGUAUCACCCGCUAAAGCACGAUGCUAGUCCUCUUUACACCGAAGUACUGUUCAACCAAGUGGCCCCCGACUACCUCGAGGGUCUCCUCUUGAGACUGGGCAACCCCAAUCUACCACCGAGCGUUGUCAGAGAUAUGGCUCUAGUAGCGGCAUUGCUGCACAGGGCUGCGGACUUGGGGCACUCUCCCAACUUAAAAGAGGUUAAAUUUUUGCUACCCAAACCCGUCUUGGGGUUGAGGGAGCCGAGACCGCCGCAAUGGUUGGCUCUAGUGCAAACCAGUUGGGGCCAAGCGGUCGGUUUGUCAGUUUCCAGAGCCAAGCAUAGGGUUUUGCAGGUUCUCAGUAGCUGGCCUCUGUUCGGAAGCUCAUUUUUCGCUGUCAAGCGUGUGGUGGGUGAGCCGGAACACUGGCAGGAACAUAUCCUGGCUCUAAACAGAGGCGGAGUCCAUUUCCUCGAUAUGAACACCCACGAGACUCUUCAACAUUGGCCGUUCGCGGAAGUGAUCAGCACAAGGAAGGUCAGGUCUGAGGACGGAGCCCUAUUCUUGGAUAUGAAGUGCGGUAACCUGCUUCAGCAGCGGGUGACGAGGCUGCAGACUGAGCAGGCCCACGAGAUAUCCAGGCUGGUCCGGCAGUACAUCAAUCUCGAGCAGGAGCACAGCAGCAGGAAUAAAUAGUUCAGUUCUCCUGUGCAAGUGUGGAACCUCUAUAUCUAUGUAUAUAUGAUUAUCAAACGAAUGUUGGCACUCAGGUUAUAUUUCAAGGUGAGGUAGAAGCAAGUUGAAUCUAGCUCACCUUUCGUAUCCCAUAGCACCUAUUCAGAUAAUAACGUAAUAUGUUAUUGGCGGUCUAGAGCCCGUUCAUUUUUAUAUAAAUAUCAAGCAGGAACUGAGAAUAUAUAUGUAUAUGAACUGCACACCAGCUUUAUUUUGUAAAUAACAUUAAUUAGGCCGCAUAUUUUGCAUAUAUCAGUAAUCAGAUUUUUUAUGAUUAUCACGUAUGUCGUUUGGAACUGUACAGUGCCGCGAAAUAAAAUUUUUAUAUUGAGGGUGCUUGCAGGUUAAUAAAUAUUUUUAACAAAAACAGAUUUGGAUUUUUGACAUUUUAAUUAUCCUAUGAGAACAAGGACACUCCAGGUACAAGAAU
Molecule: messenger RNA, 9614 nt
Organism: Cylas formicarius (sweet potato weevil)
Lineage: Eukaryota; Metazoa; Arthropoda; Insecta; Coleoptera; Brentidae
Product: unconventional myosin-XV
Exons: 23
Coding region: 254-9145 (2963 amino acids)
Cellular component (GO): myosin complex; cytoskeleton
Molecular function (GO): ATP binding; protein binding; cytoskeletal motor activity
Source: RefSeq, a predicted model, not a curated record